Dufourea novaeangliae is the source of this 810-nucleotide messenger RNA. It is a transcript of the gene mge, whose product is annotated as mitochondrial import receptor subunit TOM22 homolog. Gene Ontology annotation, biological process: intracellular protein transport. NCBI's taxonomy places the organism in Eukaryota, Metazoa, Arthropoda, Insecta, Hymenoptera, Halictidae. Bases 188 to 607 code for a protein of 139 amino acids. Gene Ontology annotation, cellular component: mitochondrial outer membrane. The transcript has 3 exons. The record is from RefSeq and is a predicted model, not a curated record.
CUACACCGGCGUGAGUCGCCAUACAUUCAUCGUAUCGUGGAUAGAGUAUAGAGCAGUAUAGAGCAACCUGCAACAAGGCAAGGAAAGGAAAGACUGAUCUUCUUCCAAGUAUAGUUUACUAGAAAGAAUUAAUUAAACACAAUUCGAAAACGCUUGUUCCCUUGUUCGUCGUCAAUUGUUUUCACAAAUGGCUUCAAUCGAAGAACUGGAUCAAUUGGAUAGCGGCAUGGGUAAUAGCGACGCAUGUUCUCCGGAGAUGAAAUCGCUUCUUCCCGAUGACGAAGACGAUGAAGAGGACGAAAGCCUCGCAGAAAGAUUAUUCGGUCUUACAGAAAUGUUUCCCGAGGAAGUACGCAAGUUUGGGUACAAUGUUGGUACUUGUUUGUGUACUUGUACGAAAGGAUUAUACAAGUUCUCGUGUUCUGCAGCAUGGUUGUUCUUCAGUUCAUCGGCUAUUUUAUUUGCACCUAUAUUGUUUGAAAUAGAACGUGCCCAAAUGGAAGAGGCCCAACGUACCCAGCAGAAACAAGUUCUCUUAGGACCUAACACAGCUAUGUCAAAUGUUAAUGCUUCAAGUCUUCCAAUGGCUCCACCUGUACAACGAUAAUACCUAUAUUAUUGUUGCAUUUGAAUUGCCACGAGUUGACAGUUCUGUUCACGAUUUAUAUUUAUUAGCAUAACGAUUCCAUCAUAUUGUAACCUCUCACCAACACAAUGUAUAUAUAUAUAUAUAUAUAUAUAUCGAUUUAGAAAUAUUCUUCUUUCAUAAGCAUAAAAUUUGAAUGCAUCAAAUGAUUGGUUUUCAGGCGA